CUCUCUUUCUUUCUCUCUUGACUUUUUGGUUGGGGGUGGGACUGUUUUCUUUUUAAUAAUCUAUUACAGACAUUAUUAAGAGUAUACCUUGGGGAUUUUUCCCUUAUCCCCUCCCCCCCCAAAAAAAGUAUUCAACGAAGUGAAUGAACCUACUGGGAUGGGAUCCCUGUAAAUGUACUUUGAAGACAGUUGUCCAGUAACAUCUCUCAGACCAGAUAUUUAUAAUUUAGAGCACAUCCUAGAACAACCUUCAGUGAUAGUACUUAGUCCUUCUAAUUGUUUGCUUUAUCUCUGUUUAUUGUUGAUUAUUUGCUAGGCAAUUUAAUAGCUGAGUAGCUUCACCACUUUGGUGACUAAGAGUUCUUUUCUUUAUAGACGAGGUUCUUGCUGUGUUGGGUGAAGGUGGUUUCUCAAAAGUAGUGGAAUGCAUGGAUCACGGAGCGUAAGUCUUUUAAUUGGGCUCCUGUCAUUUUUUGUACUGAAACUCUCAGUAUGAGGUUCAGGAAGUGCUUUCUGAUCCUACUAGGCUUUCUCUUUGCUUCCUCGUGUGCUGCUCUCUGUAUUUCACUAAGGUGACCACAGCUGCCAAUCAAAAUUGUCGUUGGUCCAUGGUGCUAUAAGCAGCCCCCAGACACGAGGGUUGUGCAGGGCUGGUGGCGGAGGCAAAGGUUGUGUCUUCUGCAGGCUCAGCCCAGCCUGGUAGAGGUCAGGGCUGAACGGGAGAGGUGGCCUGGGGAGCGUGGGGUGCAGCUGCAGCCCCCACACAGGGCAGACUUGGGGCCUGUGCCACCCCAGCUCUGGAUAAUGAGCAACGUCUGACAUGGUGUAGCUUCUCUUAAAGCAUCAUCUGCGAGGACGCAGCCCCAUUGGCGUUCUAACAGAGCGCCCGUUAUAAGUCAAGAACGUAUUUUGCGUUUGAUGGCACUUUUGCUGUGUGCAAAACAGUAUGGAAGGAGGUUGUCUUUCCAGUCCCGGCAGAAGGCAUUUGACACUUCAGUGACAUUUUUACUACUCGGAGGGCUGAAGGCGGCUUGCCAUUUUAGAUUAACGGUUGUCUUAGGCUGUGAAGUGGGGAAGUUUCUCCAGUAUUAGCCCAGCAUCCAUAGAAAGAAAGGGGAGGCAAAAGGGGCUUGAAGAAUAAUACCUUUUAAUAUUAAAAGGAUCGAGUGUGUUUUCAAAAUGUAAAGAUGAAGUUUUAGCUGUGUUGGCGCAUAGAUGACUCUGGGUGAUAUGAAGUCAGUCUGACCUUUUCCCAGAGGGUUUCCAGUGUUAGGAACAGGGCAUAUGGGGUGAUAACGACCCAACAGUCUGACUUAAAAGUACUCAUUGUUCUAAACUCCCUUAAAACCUGUCUUUUCAGGGAAGGCAGACAUGUUGCUGUUAAAAUAGCAGAGAAUUUUUAUUGUUCCAACAUUGUUGCUCCUGAGGAAAUACAGGUGCUGGAAGAUUUAAAAGCAUCAGACCCCAGCAAUGCCUAGUAAGCCCACAAAGCCAACCGCGAUGUGUUUUGGCUCGAAGACUUCUUCUAGUGUUCUUCUAGUGCACACAGUGUAUGUAUGAGCGCUGCACAACUCACUGUUGCAAUGCAUGUGUUUUCCUGCUUUUGCAGUCACUGUGUCCAGAUGUUGGAAUGGUUUGACCACCAUGGACACGUCUGCAUUGUUUUUGAGCUCCUGGGGCUCAGCACCUUUGACUUUAUGAGCAUCAAUGACUUCUUGCCAUUUAACCUGGACGACAUUAGACACAUGGCUUAUCAGAUCUGCACCUCUGUCAACUUUUUGCACAUGAAGAAGUUGACACAUAGGGAUCUGAAGCCAGACAAUAUUGUCUUUGUGAAAUCUGACUACGUAGAAGAGUACAACCCCAAACUGAAACGCAAGGAACGCAGACUGAGAAAAGCAGACAUCAGACUUGUGGACUUUGGGUGCGCCAUGUAUGAUCAUGAUCAUCGUAACCCUGUGGUGACUACUAGACCUUACAGAGCUCCCGAGGUGGUCCUAGAGCUCGGAUGGUCCCAUCCAUGCGAUGUGUGGAGCAUAGGAUGUACUCUCCUGGAAUACUACCGUGGAGUCUUAGUAUUUCAGCCCUAUGAUGACAUAGAACACCUGGCAAUGAUGGAGCAAUUACUGGGGCCUUUGCCAGAUCAAAUGAUAAACAGAGUUGUUUCUUCAAAGAAGAAGUAUUUCUGUAAUGGCCGUCUGGCCUGGGAACGCAGUGUAUCUGGGCAAUAUGUCUCAGGGCACUGUAAACCUCUGAAGGAAUACAUGAUGUGCCACGAUUCUGACCAUGAGAAUCUGUUUGAUCUGAUUGGGAAGAUGCUGGAGUAUGACCCAGCCACGCGCAUUACUCUGGAAGAAGCACUGGAACAUCCUUUCUUCCUCCCAUUGAAGCAGGAAAAUAGCACAUAG
Cuculus canorus (common cuckoo) is the source of this 2408-nucleotide messenger RNA. Its product is annotated as dual specificity protein kinase CLK4-like. The record is from RefSeq and is a predicted model, not a curated record. The transcript is spliced from 6 exons. Gene Ontology annotation, cellular component: nucleus. Gene Ontology annotation, biological process: regulation of RNA splicing; protein phosphorylation. NCBI's taxonomy places the organism in Eukaryota, Metazoa, Chordata, Aves, Cuculiformes, Cuculidae. The coding region runs from base 1557 to 2408 and encodes 283 amino acids. Gene Ontology annotation, molecular function: protein tyrosine kinase activity; ATP binding.